UUAACCAAAACUACACAAAAUUAGCAUAGAAACACUUUCAUUCUUUGAUUUUAACCGACUUAUUUGAAAGGUGUUGGGUCUUUUGUGGAUCUCAGGCUUAAAAGUUUCGAGUGACAGUUGUUUUUAUUGUUUCGCUGCCAGUGAAACUGUUUUGUAACACCUCAGGUGCUGUUCGCUAAAGGCUGCUGGGGGCGCUGUAACUUUCCGAGGGCACGUCAGUUCAGAGCCCCAGUCGCAUUUAAAGGGUAAUGGCACGAAGCUCCAGCUAGUAAGAAGAGCCAAGUUCUUCUGCCAUAAUGACGCCAACGGUGAAGAAGUCGUCUUCUCAGGAAACAGGUCACUUAAAUAACGGCUUCAGAGAAAAAGAUGAAGGGUGUGAAAACAGCUCAGAAAAGGAGGAAGAACCUUUACUCCGAGAAAACCCCAGACGGUUCGUCAUCUUCCCAAUCCAGCAUCCGGAAAUCUGGAAGAUGUACAAGCAGGCACAGGCCUCUUUCUGGACAGUGGAGGAGGUCGAUUUAUCCAAAGACUUGGUGCACUGGGACUGUCUGAAAGCCGAGGAAAAACACUUCAUCUCCCACAUCUUGGCCUUUUUUGCAGCCAGCGACGGCAUCGUCAACGAGAACCUGGUGCAGAGGUUCAGCCAGGAGGUGCAGGUCCCGGAAGCACGCUCCUUCUACAGCUUCCAGAUCCUCAUAGAGACCGUGCACUCAGAGAUGUACAGUUUGCUCAUCAACACUUACGUCAGGGACCUGAAGGAGAGGGAUUAUUUGUUCAACGCCAUUCAAACGAUGCCUUGCGUGAAGCAGAAAGCAGACUGGGCCCUCCAGUGGAUCAACGACAGCAAAUCCACAUUUGGGGAGCGGCUUGUGGCUUUCGCAGCUGUGGAGGGCAUCUUCUUCUCAGGCUCGUUUGCUGCCAUCUAUUGGCUGAAGAAGAGAGGCCUCAUGCCGGGCCUCACCUACUCAAAUGAGCUGAUCAGCAGGGACGAGGGUCUGCACUGUAACUUUGCCUGCCUGCUGUUCAGCUACCUGGAGAAAAAGCCCUCAGAGGACAGAGUCAAAGACAUCAUCACCCAAGCUGUCUGCAUUGAGCAGGAGUUUUUGACGGACGCCUUACCAGUUAAUCUCAUUGGAAUGAACUGUUGUCUGAUGAAGCAGUACAUCGAGUUUGUGGCCGACCGGCUGCUCGCUGAUCUGGGACAAGCCAAGGUUUACAACGUGGACAACCCAUUCGACUUCAUGGAGUCCAUUUCAUUGGAGGGGAAAACAAACUUCUUUGAAAAAAGAGUGGGAGAGUAUCAGAGAUUUGGAGUGAUGUCCAGCACGAUGGACUGUGAAUUCACUCUGGACGCAGACUUUUGAAACUGAAUGGGCACUUUUUUUAAAUGCAUCUGUUACAUUGGGUCAACUUAUUUAUUUUUGUUUGGGUAUGGAGUUUCUCUAUUGUAAAAAAUCAAGUUGCAGCAUAUAUUUUGACGACCUUUACCAGUACAUGAAAUAUAUCAAAUUAACUGGAGCAAAUAUUCACCUGAUUACAGCAAAUAAUUCUAAUCUGUACUUUAAACUUUGCAGAUUCAUAACACUGCAUCAAAAUACUGGGUUUCUGGUUUACUGUAAUCUAAGGGGAGCAAGAGGGGACAUUUUAAAGGUGGCUUUAAUCAAGAAUACAUUCAGUUGACUGGUUUCUGGACGGUUUAGUUUAAUAUUUGUAUUUAUACUUUUAAAAAUGUAAUAAAUAAUUUUGUAAAAAUUAUUUGGUUGUU
This is a messenger RNA of Menidia menidia (Atlantic silverside), 1765 nucleotides long. The record is from the annotation of a GenBank genome assembly. Lineage: Eukaryota; Metazoa; Chordata; Actinopteri; Atheriniformes; Atherinopsidae.